Molecule: messenger RNA, 1030 nt
Organism: Xylaria bambusicola
Lineage: Eukaryota; Fungi; Ascomycota; Sordariomycetes; Xylariales; Xylariaceae
Exons: 3
Coding region: 246-902 (218 amino acids)
Source: RefSeq, a predicted model, not a curated record
GAGAAGAGAGAGAGAAGAGGGUUGGAGGUGUCAUUCAUUUGCCUUUCCCGUCUCUCGCUAAACAGUAGGUAUGUGUAUGUUGUACAUAGCUAGGUAGGUAGGUAGAUAGUAGAGCCCAUAUAUUUCCUCUAAGCCACCCCAACGUGCCUUGUGGCAUGCCUAGACUAACCCGAUAUACCUGUACCUAUCUACUUUGAAACAGCGUUCAAAUUUACCAGCAAUUUCUGUUUGUGAGAGGCUGUGAGAUGAGCAGGGACACAGUAGGUACUCGGCACCUGGGCGCAGCUCUUGGUGAACACCAAGAAGAAGAAGAAGCAGAAGAAGAGGAUAUCCAUCCGACUGAUCGACAAACCUUGCCACUUUCCUCCUCCUCCUCCUCAUCAUCAUUCUCCCUCCCGCUCCUUUAUCCUCUCCUUCAAACUUCACAACAUCGUAGUCCGCCUCUCCCCUCCAUCUCUCCUCCACGUCCCGUUGAACACAUAACACGUCCCCCACCAGUGCCUGACCCUGCCACUGGAUGCCACUGUAGGCCCUACAACUUAGUGUACAUAGUACACUACUUACUUUGCCUAAGGCUACCUAGGUGCCAACCUACAGUUAGUGUCGGCCCUGUGAGGCCCACCCAGCCCCCCAGCGUCGUUGUUCAGCCAAUCCCCCCCAGCGGCCCAGCCCAAGUUGCACCUUGCUUCGUAGCAACUCCCUCGUUCGGCAUCUCACCACCACCACCGCUCGGUCUUUCGCCAAGUCAUCAUCAGCAAUCACUUCUAGCCACUCGUUUCCUUGUUUCACUUCAUUCUCCUCCAUCCUUCAUUCGUUAUUGCCGCGUUUUCCCAUCGAAUCCCGUUCUCCCAUCUUGUCUAGCCGACGCGACGCCUAGAUACGCCAGUUUUUGCAUCUUUUGAUUGAAAGGCCGGCUCCUCACAUCCGAGGAGUCACGCUUUUGUAGCCAAUCUGGAUUUCAAUCAGCACAACCGGCCUUUUCCGGCUGGAGACAACGCCGGAUUCCACCAGAUCUCUUCCUCACAAUCCU